AGAGGCGCUGACGUCAGUUUUAAAAGCAAGGCCGCAGAAAAAUUAUUUUAUAAUUCAUUUUUCGUUUCAUUAGACAACAAAUUAAUUAUUAAUUAGUUUAAAUAAUCAUAAUUAUUAUUAGAGUGAUUUAUUAAAUAAAAAGUUAUAAAUAUCAAUAGUAUUUUCAAAUUUAUUUUGCGGCACCGGUAACUGAAAAAAUUCACACGCCAGAUAACCUUGAAAAAUUUUUCUACGAUGUUUAUAAAAAAAAUAAAUAAUUAAAUUACUUUGAUAAAUUUGUUUAAUUAACAAAUUAUUAAUUAAUAAUUAAUAAUGGCGACCCCGACCAAUGGAAAUGGUAAUUUAAUUGAUGAAUUUGAAGAAUCGCUACAGCAAUGUAUGAACAUACUUACCAAAGAAGAAGGAUUAUCAAACAACAGCAUCGGAAGUAGUCUGGCAGUAGACAAAGAAGAAGCCAAAGCAGAAGUCGAGCAAGUCGUCUCCCGUUUCAUAGACCUCGCGCGACAAACGGAAGCAUUUUUCCUACAAAAACGUUUCUUGUUGUCGGCACUAAAGCCCGAGUUACUUGUCAAGGAAGACAUCACCGAGCUAAGACAAGAGUUAGCACGAAAAGAUGAACUCAUAAAAAGACAUUACGACAAAAUAGCAACUUGGCAGCAUUUGCUCGCUGACUUGCAAGGUUGGGACAAAUCACUAGCCCAAGGAUCAGCACCCAAUGGAUUAGCGAAUGGUCAGGGUCCACAAGGACCACCAGGUCCCAAUGGAACACCGAAUCCUGUAAUGCAACAGCAGCAGCAACAGCAACAAAUUUUACAUCAGCAACAAUUACAGCAGCAACAGCAAUUGCAACACAUGCAGCAACACCAGAUGCAACAGCAGCAGCUUCAUCAGCAACAGGUACAACCAGGAGGCGCAGUGCCGCCAGGACUACAAGGAGUUAACGUGAAUCAGCAGGGAAUGUUCAUGGGCCAAGGAGUCGCCGGACGCCCGGGGUUUCCGGUCGGUGGAGUCGCCGGCGUGGGAGUGGGUAACAGUGCGCUGCAGGGUCCACUCGCGUUCCUGGAGAAGACGACGAGCAAUAUAGGGAUGCCGGAGAGGCGGAGUUGACGCGGAAGGGGGAGGGGGCGGGGACGGGGUCGUGGUAGAGGCCGAGGACGAGGUCGUGGUGCUGGUGGCGGACUGCCACCACCACCCCCGAUCCUCGACCCGAAUGAUCCUUCGUCCUAUGCUGCCGCAGCAGCUGCGGCCGCCGCCGUCGCCUCCUCGCCCCUUCCAUCUCAACAACAACAGCCUCCUCCCCCUCCUUGCACCUGAUAAAUCCUCUGCGGAGACCUUUUGUCUCCGGUUACUUUACUUUCGUAACUUUCCUGCUCAAACAUUCCAAAUAAUUUUUUUUUUAAUUAAAAAAUUACGUUUUUUAAUUAAAAAAAAAAUCACAUUUUUUACUUUUUUUUUCCAUUAAAAAAAAUUUUACAUCGCGACUUUUUUUUAUUUUUUUUUAGUUAAAAAAAAAAUUUACCACAAUUUUUUUUUAAAAAGAAACUAAUUGCAGAUCUUUCGAUUCUUUUUAAAAAAAAAUUUUAAAAAAUUUCAUACGAAUUUUUUACGAGAACGAGAUAAAAAUUUUUUAAAAAUAAAAUUAAUGAAAUAUUUUUAAAAAAUUUUUAUGUGUAAAAUAAUUAUUAUUUUAUUAUUUUAAGACUGGAGUGCAAAUAGUUUAAUUAUUUAAAUAUUAAUUACAAUCUUCAAGUAAACUUAUGUUAAAUAAUUGUUUUAAUUACUCAAAGAUUGUAUUUAUUAAAUCUUAUUAUUAUUUAUAAUUACAGUUAAUUAAAAUAUCUAUUAAUUUUAUGUAAAUUUAAAAUAGCCUAGAUCAUAAUUAAUAAUCACUAUUUAUAAGCCGCUAAAUAAUAGAACUUAUUUAUGUGUAUCUAGCAUUAGAAAAAAAAAAAAAAAAACGACCGAGUGAAUGUUAUUUUUUAUCAAAUAAAGACUUUCUAUAAUUUACUUCUCUCUCUUCUUUAACAAAAAUUAAAUUCAUUUUUUUUUCCACCGACAGCCUGAACAGUAAAAAAAAAAAAUUUUCAAUACAAUUUAUUUUUAUUUAUUUAUUAAUUAGUUACAAACUUUUACAGAAAACUAUCAAUUAAUUAAUGACUCUCCUUUCUCAUCCUGUACAACAAAUUAAUUUAAUAACUAAAUAGACACCUCAGAUAUUUUAUUUUAAAUCAUUUACUAAUUAAUUGUUAAUGUGUAAUUGUUAAUUGAGUAAUAGAAAUAUAAGGAGAGACAAAAAAAAUGGAUUUUUUUAAGCAAGAAUUUUUUAUUCGCUUAAAAAAAAUUUUUGCAUUACGAAUUAAAAAGAAAAAUUUUCUUGAAAAGAAAAAAAUUUUUGAACCAAUAAAUUUUUUCUAGUCCUAAGAAAAUUUUCUGAGAGCGAGAAAAAUUUCCGGGUACGAAAGAAAAUUUUCUUGGACCGAAAAAAAUUUUUUUCUAUUUCUAAAAAAAUUUUUUGGAGCAAAAAAAACUUUUUGAAGAAAGAAAAAUUUCGUGACACGAGAGAAAAUUUUCUUAAAGUGAAAAAAAUUUCCGGGUACGACAGAAAAUUUUCUUGGACCGAAAAAAAUUUUUUUCUAUUUCUAAAAAAAUUUUUUGGAGCAAAAAAACUUUUUGAGAAAAGAGAAAAAUUUCGUGACACGAGAAAAAAUUUUCUGGUACGAAAGAAAAUUUUUUUGGAGCGAGAAAAAUUUUUUUCUAUUUCUUCGAAAAUUUUUGAUUCUAUUUCAUAAUGAAAAAUUUUUACUUGACUCAAAAAAUCCAUUUUUUCUGUACACCGAUUUCACUAUUUUAUGUAAUAAAAUAAAUUUAAGAAAAUAAUAAACUAAGUAAAGCUGUACAAGGAAGAGAAGUCUAAGAGAAUCCAAAAGUAAAUAAUUAUUAUUCAAGU
Messenger RNA from Microplitis mediator, 2947 nucleotides. RefSeq names its product mediator of RNA polymerase II transcription subunit 28 (gene MED28). The coding region runs from base 313 to 1107 and encodes 264 amino acids. The record is from RefSeq and is a predicted model, not a curated record. The transcript is spliced from 4 exons. Lineage: Eukaryota; Metazoa; Arthropoda; Insecta; Hymenoptera; Braconidae. Gene Ontology annotation, cellular component: mediator complex.